This is a messenger RNA of Hyalella azteca, 668 nucleotides long. RefSeq names its product sphingomyelin phosphodiesterase 4-like. Gene Ontology annotation, molecular function: sphingomyelin phosphodiesterase D activity. The transcript has 3 exons. NCBI's taxonomy places the organism in Eukaryota, Metazoa, Arthropoda, Malacostraca, Amphipoda, Hyalellidae. The annotation marks the transcript as partial. The record is from RefSeq and is a predicted model, not a curated record.
AAUUUAAUGCAUCAUGUUCAAAAAUGCAGAUCUCAUUCAUUAGCUUUUUGUUGGUUUUUCCAAGUCCCACUGUUGCAUUUAAUUGAACUAAUGUGAUAAGGUUUGUUUGUUGGCAUUGCAAAGCAAGUUAUCCUUACCUCAAGGAUUAUAUCAGUAAGCCCAACUUUCAUCCAGCCUUCAACAUGACCAGCAGCUCUCCCCUUCCAACUUUGGCCCAGGUGUGUCAGGGUCCGCUAGCGUGGCGCGUGCAGUCGGCGACGCGUCUGCUGCAGGAGUGCUCGUCGAAGGAGGCGGGGGCGGCGCUCCGCACGCUGGUGCAGUCCGUUUUCGGGGCCGGGGGGCCUGCCGAGCCCGGCAUGCUGGGCUGGGGACUGCAGCACUUCACCAAGUCCCAGCACCCAGCAGAGUUCCAGCUGCUGUGUGACUUCCUCUCAGCCCGCGGUCCUCUCGUGUCCAUGGCCCUCAGACACGCGCAUGAUACCUUCAUGAUAUUCGAGUUCCCUGUCACCGCCCUCCCCACUGUCAGUGGAUUGAGUGGAAUGUUGCUGAACCUGAGAGUGGAGUGGGAGCCAUUGCCAUCAGCUUGUCACAACCUUUUGCAGUCCCACUCCCACAAAGUCCAGAACAAGAAACAGAAGUUAGAGGACAGAGGUUGUCAGGUUGCUCAG